AUGGUUCAUUCUCAAGCCUCCACAUUCAAUCCAAUCGCACUCGGUCUGGAAAACCCCGACAUUAGAUCAGACCGCACAGUCAGCAUCUCCCGUAAAGGUGUAACCCGAAAGACGCCACCCGGGUGUUUUGACGGGUGGUGCCACCCGGGUGUCGGUCCUCGGGGUGGGUCUCUGGACCCACCCGAACACCCGGGUGGUAGUGCAAUAUGGGUUGAUGGGAGGUAUGAGCUUGUUUUUUGGCUUGGACUCAAUGUCACAAAGUCAUUCUCCAUGUACCUGAGUGGAGGAAUGAUCUGCAGUCGGCUUGGACAUGAUGUUGUACCUAUCAAAGUAUGCACUUGGGAGGAGGAACGAGUUAAACCCCCUUUCAAUUUUGAUAUUUUUACUGGAGUGGGAGCCGGAGUCGUUGCGAUCAGGGUGGGUUGA
Molecule: messenger RNA, 426 nt
Organism: Puccinia graminis f. sp. tritici CRL 75-36-700-3
Lineage: Eukaryota; Fungi; Basidiomycota; Pucciniomycetes; Pucciniales; Pucciniaceae
Exons: 2
Coding region: 1-426 (141 amino acids)
Source: RefSeq, a predicted model, not a curated record